CGGAAACAUGGUGCCCCGCAGAAAGUAUUACAUACAGGGGGGGUGAAAAUACAGUCCACGGACCCCCUCAAAACCAGCAGCAGCAGCGCUCUCACUGCUCUGUAGACCGUCAAUAAGAGGUCUGCUGCUGCACCUGCUGUCUGUGGGUAUGGAGAGAUUCCUUCCAUCCAGCGGUGCAUCGUCUGCGCCUGGCAAAAAACGAUGCGAGGACCCUACAUGCACGGUACCGGACUCCACGGACGAUGAAGAUCGUGGGGGUAGACCAGAGUCGUGCGUAACAUCUUCGAUGACAGAGGCCGAAGUUCGCGGUAGCCUAGAGAAGGUUCGCUCCUACUUGUACGCGAACGGAAAGGAUGGGGAGUACCGCGAGACCCAGUACCUGCUCUCGAAAGUUGUGCAUUCGUUCACUCACGAAACUCAAGUGAAGCGGCGAGCCAAGGAGGGGGGGGAGCUGCAGGCAACUCUGCGCGACAUGUGGAGGUCGUAGAGUGUGCGGUACAAACGACCAGAGCUGUGUUUGGGGUGGCCUAUGUUUGUCUUGAAUGCGUGGCACCGCAUGAGACUACUACACAGGAGUGACUGUACAUUGCGAUCGACGACAGUUUUGAGAAAUGUGUGCGUGGGUUCAAGCGUUCCAACAUAGCAUCUUGGUUAUAGUGUUGUUUAGUAAAAUGGACAUGAAAAUAUGCUCCCUCUCACUUUUUCCAGUCUCCUCUCUCGUCAAACACGUAGUGGAGCCCAAUGCGCGUCUAUCGAGGUAUCCACCGCCUCUGUUGGCCCCGGGGAUGGUGAGUGGUGGUCCCCUGAAUUUUAAGUUAACUUCCCCGCCUUAAUUUAACUUUUUUCGGGAAAAACCAUGUGUUAACUUAAGCGAGGUUCGACAGU
Messenger RNA from Ectocarpus sp. CCAP 1310/34, 885 nucleotides. The record is from the annotation of a GenBank genome assembly. NCBI's taxonomy places the organism in Eukaryota, Phaeophyceae, Ectocarpales, Ectocarpaceae.